This is a messenger RNA of Malania oleifera, 1270 nucleotides long. Its product is annotated as LOB domain-containing protein 15. Bases 251 to 958 code for a protein of 235 amino acids. The record is from RefSeq and is a predicted model, not a curated record. NCBI's taxonomy places the organism in Eukaryota, Viridiplantae, Streptophyta, Magnoliopsida, Santalales, Ximeniaceae. The transcript has 3 exons.
GAGAUGGAUGAGGUAGAGGACCUCCUGGCAAGUGUGCUCAUUGUGGUUGAAGAGGUCAUACUAUAGAGCAAUGUUGGGAUCUCUAUGGUAAACCUCCUUGUGUCACUAUUGUAGCCACCACAGAUUCCAUACUUUCGGGACCGAAUGGGGAGCAGCGUGCUGUAUCUAUGUCAGAGGAAGAGUAUUCCAAAUUCCAGCAAAGUUAAGCAUCCCAACAUGCAUUCGCCCAUUGCAUCUCUUAGACAGGGAGAUGAUAUCAGAUUUGGUAGAGGAAGCUGAGGUAGGAGGAAAGAAGAGCAUAAAGAGAGAGGUGUUGGAUAUUGCAACAAGCAGUAGUACUUGUGAGCAAGCAUUAAUGGGGAGGAGAGUGGUACAGCUGAUGGGCAGCGCUGUUCCUCCUAAUUCAGCCACCUCCUCAUUAUCCUCCUCCUUGUUGAACAACAUCACCCCUUGUGCCGCCUGCAAGCUCCUCAGAAGGCGCUGCGCCGAGGAAUGCCCCUUCUCCCCCUACUUCUCCCCUCACGAACCCCACAAGUUCGCCGCCGUUCACAAGGUCUUCGGAGCCAGCAACGUCUCCAAGAUGCUCAUGGAGGUGCCGGAGAACCUAAGAGCCGAUGCUGCGAAUAGUUUAGUGUACGAGGCGAAUGUGAGGCUGAGAGACCCGGUGUACGGAUGCAUGGGUGCAAUCUCAGCUUUGCAGCAGCAAGUUCAAACCCUGCAGGCUGAACUUUCUACGGUAAGGGCCGCCGUGCUCCGGUACAAAUACAGAGAAGUGGCUGCUGCUGCUGCUAUAGUCUCCGUCGCCGCUCCUCCACCGCCUCUUCCUCCUACGCCGCCGCCUGCUCUUUCUUCUUCGUCCUCCUCCAAUGACCUUUCUUCGUACACGUUACUGCAACCUUCAAGCACGACUACAGGCUAUAGCUCCAUUUCUGGUGAUGAUGUUCCAUACUUUGGGUAGAUAGUGAUAAGCCUAUUAAUUUUUUUUGUUUUUUUAAAUUUUUCCCUUUCCAAGUUCUCUUUCCUAGCUUUGUUAUAAUUUAGCAUAGUAGAAAUAUUAGGAAUUGUUCUAGGCUCCUAGCUAGCUUGUUCUUCAUUGAUCUGUUUGUUUACCGAGAAAACAAGGGAAAAGUAAAUUUGAUUAUUACUGCAGCCAAUCCAAUCCCAACCUGUUAAUGGGAUCGAUCUAAAAGUUUCCAUCUAACUUUCUGAUGUCUUCUCAGCAAUCAAAAUGUAGACUUUCUCAUAUUAAUUCAACUAGGGUUUGUCAAAA